AUGCUCAACGCGGACAUUUUCCUCAAAGGGUUCACUCACGAGACCUACUUUGUGAACACCUUGCACGAACUGCGUGUUUACGAAAAAGAUCCUGCAGCACAAAUCCGCACUUAUCUCAGAGUGUGGAUUGAACCAAGUGCUGUGGACGUCUCACAGCAAGAAGAGGAAGACUGGGCAGUCAUGAACCUCCACAAGGUGUCAUGGGUUGUCAAAAUCCAUCCAGAAGAAGCUUCCAGGAGACUCCAAGGAUGGGCACGUCGCUAUGCCGCAGAUACAGUGCCUAGUCUUAUCAAAGGCAAUGCUUCGCAUCCCUACUCCCAACUGCAUCGAGCAGCUCUUGGGCAAGCCUUAGCCUUCUUCAUUCACGACCAGGGAGGCAGGCUCCAGUAUGAUACCAUGCGAAAUGAGCAAAAACGCCGUGCAGAUUCCCUGCGUGCUCAUUUGGAUCAAGUAGCCAGGCCCAUCCUUUUUGAAGGCCUGGAGAAAGCCAUUCACGUGGUAGAGGCCCAGGGGAUCCAAAUGAUUCUGGCACCAACUGAAAAGGCCUACCGCAAGGUUGAAGAUGACAUCGUGGAGAUGCCCUUGGUGGACAUGCUUGCGAUUUAUGGAGCGGAUGAUAGUGCCGUGACAAAAACCAUCAGAUCAACUAUCAGUGGCGGCGUCAGCUUUCCAAGCAUGCCGCCGAUCCGCUUGCAAUCUUCACCAGCACCUCCAACACCUCCACCAGAAGCGGGCUUUUGCCCUUGGCCUUGGAACUUGACUCGGCCCAUCACACCGCGCCCUUUGAAGUUCUCCUUUGUGGCCUGCCGACGAGUUUUUGAGUGCGGAAAGAGCCGCUAUGGUUUGCGAUAUUUUACGAUAUUGACCUAG
Molecule: messenger RNA, 870 nt
Organism: Durusdinium trenchii
Lineage: Eukaryota; Dinophyceae; Suessiales; Symbiodiniaceae
Source: the annotation of a GenBank genome assembly